AUGACGACAGUCGGCGCCCGCCCCGUGCUUCUACUGGAACUGGCAAAGUACGCGCUUCGAUCUGACGUGGAGUACGUCCUCAAGCGCUAUGGGGACGUUUGGCAAAAGGCUGCAGUAGCGCAGAUCUUUCGAGGAUCAAAUCGGCGUAACUCGGAUCGCGCUCGUUGGCUGGUACAGUUCCGGGAUCCUGAAGAGGCUGCACGAGUUGCACAGCGCCUUCUGGACUACCAGCAGCGAGGCCGCGGCUCGCGUUCCAGCAACGGUGGCGGCGCUGCGGGCGAGCAGGGUGCUCAACCGUUCGGUCGUGGUCGACGAGCUCGCUCUGUGUUUUCUGCGGUCUCGCUGGCGCCCGAGUCUUUUCUGGAGAGGGAACUCCACCGACCGGCGCUGUCUCGAGUGUCCGACGUUGGCCGAGCAGUUGUUUGCUCGAACCUCGCAAGAGGGGUAGAAGCUGCUGACGUUUGGCGCUUGUUUGUAAACGCUUACGACGUUGAGGAGGUGCGCCUUCAUGAUAGCGCAGCUGAGGUCGAAGCGGAUGCGGAUACGCACACAGAGGACACUUCAGGGAGCACCGCGGAGCAGACGGAUGCCGCGGCGCAACUGGCCGCUGAAGGAACCGAGGUUGCAGAUGCCGUACCUGUACGCAAAGCUCGGCCUCUAGCGUGUGUUGUUUUCCGCUCGGAGGACGACGCUUGGAGAGCGAUCGUGGAACGCCAGGGUGCGUACGUAAAACGUCGCCCCGUGGAGCUGUCGAUUGUGCAGUAA
Molecule: messenger RNA, 765 nt
Organism: Cyanidioschyzon merolae strain 10D
Lineage: Eukaryota; Rhodophyta; Bangiophyceae; Cyanidiales; Cyanidiaceae
Exons: 1
Coding region: 1-765 (254 amino acids)
Molecular function (GO): nucleic acid binding
Source: RefSeq, a predicted model, not a curated record